UGCCUGGAUGGGAUUGACUGUGAUGACUUCAAUUUCGGCUCCCACUUGAUGGAGCAGAAGGAGCCUGUGAUGGAGACAGCGGAAGGUCCUUACCUUGUCAUCAUUGAGCAGCCAAAGCAGCGGGGGUUCCGUUUUCGGUAUGGCUGCGAGGGCCCUUCCCAUGGGGGGCUGCCAGGAGCAUCCAGCGAGAAGGGGCGCAAGACCUAUCCCACUGUCAAGAUAUGCAACUACAUAGGGAUGGCCCGGAUCGAGGUGGACCUGGUGACGCACAGCGACCCUCCCCGUGUGCAUGCCCACAGCCUGGUGGGCAAGCAGUGCAAUGAGGCUGGCAACUGCAUCGCAAUUGUGGGACCCAAGGACAUGACAGCUCAGUUCAGCAACCUGGGAGUGCUCCAUGUCACCAAGAAGAAUAUGAUGGAGAUCAUGAAGGAAAAGCUGAAGCAGCAGAAGAUGCGCAACAGGAGCCAUAUGCUGACGGAAGCAGAGCUGCGUGAGAUUGAGCUGGAGGCAAAGGAGCUGAAGAAGGUGAUGGACCUGAGCAUCGUGCGGUUGCGCUUCACUGCCUACCUCCGUGAUAGCAGCGGGAAUUUCACACUGGCUCUCCAGCCUGUCAUCUCAGACCCCAUUCACGACAGCAAGUCCCCAGGAGCUUCCAACCUGAAGAUCUCACGGAUGGAUAAGACGGCAGGCUCCGUGCGGGGUGGGGACGAGGUCUACCUGCUCUGUGAUAAAGUUCAGAAAGAUGACAUUGAGGUGCGUUUCUAUGAAGAUGAUGAGAACGGCUGGCAGGCUUUUGGAGACUUCUCCCCCACUGACGUGCACAAGCAGUAUGCCAUUGUCUUCCGCACACCCCCCUACCACAAGCCCAAGAUCGACCGUCCAGUCACCGUCUUCCUGCAGCUGAAGCGGAAGCGGGGAGGGGACGUGAGUGACUCCAAACAGUUCACCUACUACCCUGUGGUGGAAGAUAAGGAAGAAGUGGAGAGGAAGCGCAAGAAAGUCCUGCCUCAGUUUCCCCAGCACUUUGGUGGGGGCUCACACAUGGGAGGUGCUGGUGGUGGGGCUGGGGGCUUCGGUUCUGGAGGAGGUGAGUGGGAGCACCUCUUCCCUCUCCUUGCUUGGGUGGCUGUGGACCAGUCCUGGUCACCUGGCCCCCACCCCGUGGGGGGCUACCAGGGGGGUGUGCAGAUGAAGAGCCCCGAGGUGGAGGGGCCUGGGAGCAAUGGGCAGGCACCUGAGGAGAGCAUGUACUGCAAGGAGCUGCAGAAGCACGCCCAGCUCUGCCAGCUGUGGAUGCUGGCACUGGCCCGUCGCAAUGCCCAUGCCCUGCUCGACUACUCGGUCACCGCUGACCCCCGUGUGCUGCUGGCAGUCCAGAGGCACCUGGCUGCAUCACAGGACGAGAAUGGAGACACGCCUUUGCACCUUGCUAUUAUCCAUGAGCAGACAGCUGUGAUCAAGCAGCUGAUCGAGGUCGUUGUUAGCAUCCCAAGCCUGGGUAUCAUCAACAUCUCCAACAACCUGCAGCAGACACCACUGCAUCUGGCAGUCAUCACCAAGCAGCCCCAAGUGGUCCAGCUCCUGCUGCAAGCCCAUGCUGACCCCACCUUGCUGGACCGCUACGGCAAUUCCCUGCUGCACUUGGCACUCCAGGCUGGCAAUGAGGAGGUGCUGAGGACACUGCUGGCCCACUUGGGCUCGGCUACCCCUUACCUGCUCCAGCUGCCCAAUUUCCAUGGCCUCCUGCCUGUGCAUUUGGCUGUGAAGGCAAAGAGUCUGGCCUGCCUGGACUUGCUGGUCAGGAAGGGAGCGGAUGUGAACGCGGUGGAGAGGCAGGGUGGGAGGACCCCUCUGCACCUGGCUGUGGAGAUGGAGAACCUCAACAUGGCCACCCACCUGGUGAAGAAGCUGGGAGCAGACGUCAACAGACGGACUUUUGCCGGGAACACCCCCCUGCACCUGGCUGCUGGCCUGGGCUCUCCCACCCUCACCAAGCUGCUUCUCAAAGCUGGGGCGGACGUGCUAUGUGAGAAUGACGAGCCUGUGAGCCCGUCCUCAUCAGAAGCCAGCAGCGAACCAGACGCCGACUCCCAGGCACAGGCACGGGAGUUGGCCCCAGCCGUGGAGCGCAGCACCAACCCUGAGCCCCCUGUGCAGGGUCACGGGCAGGCAGGGCACAGGCUGCGCCGCUGCCACGCGCCCCUGGACCUCACUCGGAGCCAGAAGUUGGAGAAGUGGCUGACCCAGGACUGCAGCGGGUCAGAUUGGAUCGAGCUGGCCAAGCGCCUGGGGCUCUGCAGCCUGGUGGAGACCUACAAGGACACUCCCUCACCCAGCGUCAGCCUCCUGCGUAGCUACGAGCUGGCAGGGGGCAGCCUGGAGGGUCUGCUGGAGGCGCUGGACUCCAUGGGGCUCCGCAAGGCCGUGAGGAUGCUCCACAAAACAGAGGCACUGGAGAAGUUGCAAAGCACAGCUGUGGAGGAGAAACCACAGUGCACACAAGAAGUGAAGAGCGAGUUUUACUUCAGUAACUGA
Messenger RNA from Nestor notabilis (Kea), 2535 nucleotides. RefSeq names its product nuclear factor NF-kappa-B p100 subunit-like. Lineage: Eukaryota; Metazoa; Chordata; Aves; Psittaciformes; Psittacidae. Gene Ontology annotation, cellular component: cytoplasm. The record is from RefSeq and is a predicted model, not a curated record. Gene Ontology annotation, biological process: innate immune response; inflammatory response; canonical NF-kappaB signal transduction. Gene Ontology annotation, molecular function: protein binding; RNA polymerase II cis-regulatory region sequence-specific DNA binding; DNA-binding transcription factor activity, RNA polymerase II-specific.